Messenger RNA from Caenorhabditis angaria, 2570 nucleotides. The record is from the annotation of a GenBank genome assembly. Lineage: Eukaryota; Metazoa; Nematoda; Chromadorea; Rhabditida; Rhabditidae.
AUGCAAGGUGCGGCUAUGGCGACGUCGCACGGAAUUGCGCGUCUAAAUCGCCAUCAACAACGACUUCAACAACAAACAUUUCAUAUUCCGACUGCAAAUCGAUUAUUUUAUCAAUUACAGACAGCAAGCACGUCAGUGCGUUUUGCAAAUAAUUUUGGGGGAAUUUUAAAAAUAUCUAGAAGAGGAUAAUAACUUGUAGAAAUUUUGAAAAUACCUAGAAUUCUAUUUCAAAGUUAAAUAAGAAAUUUCAGAUCUGAUUUGAAACCCGAAGAAAAUCUGGAACUUGAUGCUGAGCAACUUUCCGAAAUCCCGGCUGCUUCAAAAUUCGAGAUUUUCAAUGCCGAUUCGGAAAUUUCACAACAAUUUGUGAGGUUGAAUGUGGGUGGACAGAGGUUUAUGUUGAAAAAAGAGACGAUUAGGAAAAGAGGUGUUGGUAAGUUGGAACAGGGGACUACUACAGUAGCACUAGAACUAAUAAUAUCUUCAGGCCGUCUUCUCGACAUUGUCAACAAAUCUUCCGAAUGUGCUGAUGCAUAUUUCUGUCCGUCAAAUGAAUAUUAUUUUGAAAGACCUCCCAUGUUAUUCCAUAUUGUCUAUCAAUUUUAUUUGAACGGAAUAAUUCAUCAACCAACAAAUCUUUGUCCAAUGGAUAUUAUUGAAGAAUUGGAAUAUUGGAGAAUUGUGCCAGAUCAAUAUUUAGCUUCGUGUUGUUGUGCACAGCAACAGGUAAGCUUUGGGGGAAAAAUAGAAAAAAUAUUUUCAAUGACUGAGAAAAGUGUUUUGGAAAACAUUGGAUCUUCAGAAUAAUGUUCGAUGUUUCAAAGUUCUGAACUUCUUUUAUUUAAUGAAAGUCUUGUUCAAAAAAUAAUUUUCCGUUAAAAAAUAAAAUCCAAAAAUAAGUAUUUUCUAGGAAGUCGAUGAGGAUGAGAUGGAAGAUGAAGAAGAAAAACCAAACUUGUUCAAAAGUUUAAAAUUUGGCGAAAUUCGUCGAUCAAUUUGGAAUAUGAUUGAAGAACCAACAUCUGGUGGAAAAGCACAAAUAUUUGCAUUAUUUUCAGUAUUUUUUGUGCUAGUUUCUAUAAGUGGUUUAGUUUUGGGAUCUCUACCAGAUUUACAAUACGAAAGACUAUUACCAGAUGGAAAAGUCGAAAGAGAACCUCUUCCAUUUUUUGGAUAUAUUGAAUAUGUUUGUAUUAUUUGGUUUACAAUGGAAUAUGGAUUGAAGAUGUUAGUUUCGGCGGAAAGAAGUAAAACUGCAAGACAACUUUUGAAUAUUAUUGAUUUGCUUGCGAUUUUGCCAUUUCUUAUUGAAAUGCUCUUAUUUAUUUUUGGAAUUUCGACAGAACAAUUGAGAGAUUUGAAGGGAGCUUUUUUGGUGAUUCGGAUUUUGCGAGUUUUGAGAGUUAUUCGGGUUUUGAAGUUGGGAAGAUAUUCGAGUGGAUUGCAAAUGUUUGGAAAAACAUUGAAGGUUUGCAUUUUUUUUCUCAACGAAACUGUUCAAAGGUUUCAAGAAUUUAUUGAAAAUUUUCAAAAUGUGAAAUCAAAAUUUCAUUUCAUUCCCAAAAUUCCACGUCAUAAAUAUACUAUUUUUAGGCCUCAUUUCGCCAACUCGGAAUGAUGGCAAUGGUUGUGAUGACCGGUGUCAUAUUUUUCUCAACCCUGGUUUACUUUUUGGAAAAAGAUGAACCUAACACAAAAUUCGCUUCAAUUCCAGCUGCCUGUUGGUGGUAAGUUUUCCUAUUUAAAUAUUUUAUUAAUUAAUCAAUGAUCAAUUAAAAUUUAAAGGUGCAUAGUUACAAUGACAACAGUCGGUUAUGGUGAUUUAACACCAGUCACAGUUCGUAAGUAAUUCCCGAAAAUUUACCCACCAGAAAAAAAUUCGAAAAUAUUUUUCAGCGGGUAAAUUGGUGGCGACUGGUGCAAUCGCUUGCGGUGUUUUGGUUCUCGCUCUUCCGAUCACAAUUAUCGUAAGUUCUUGGGUUACUGUAGUCUUUCUUACUGUGGCUAUUGAUGUAUUCAUACAGGCCCAAGUUGCAUUCUCAUUGAAAUCUCGAGAGCGUAAGAUUUCGCGUGUCAUUUUUCUUAAUUUCUUUACGUCUCUCAUUUUAUGCACUGUCUGAUCUCUUACGCUCUCUAGUUUCUCUGAGUCUCUUAUAGAUUCACACUGCCUACAAAAUGCACGAUUGAACACGAAUAAAUUGAGAGAGACGUAGGCAAAAGCGCGGAGACCAAUUUGAAUCAAAAUGUUUUCGAAUAACAAGUUCCCGCGCAUGGUCUUGCAGCGAACUUUUGUAUUUCUCUCGGAGAAUAUCUCUGCGUCACUAUCUCUAUCUCGACUCCCAAUUUUCCCUUUUGAAAUUAUGUGUGAAGUGUUUGUUUGUGGCAAAAUUCCAAAAAGAAAUUCUGAAAUUUUCCAGGUGGACAACUUCAUGAAAGUCGCCGAAACUGAACGACCUGGCGGUGGAAAUCGAUUCCGAACAUCUACAUUUCAAGCCAAACCAGUAUCACCUCCAGUUUCGAAAAAAUCCAUGGACAGAUCCGCUUCUGAACCACUCAAUAAUAAUCCUUAA